This is a messenger RNA of Rhineura floridana, 2026 nucleotides long. RefSeq names its product LIM homeobox 3 (gene LHX3). The transcript has 7 exons. The record is from RefSeq and is a predicted model, not a curated record. Gene Ontology annotation, molecular function: RNA polymerase II transcription regulatory region sequence-specific DNA binding; DNA-binding transcription factor activity, RNA polymerase II-specific. Bases 1 to 1461 code for a protein of 486 amino acids. Lineage: Eukaryota; Metazoa; Chordata; Lepidosauria; Squamata; Rhineuridae. Gene Ontology annotation, cellular component: nucleus. Gene Ontology annotation, biological process: neuron differentiation; regulation of transcription by RNA polymerase II.
AUGGCGCGGUCACGUCUGCCCCAAAGAUCAGUGGGGUUGAUUCUCGAGCCAGCGGCGGGGGGCUGCGAAGCUAGCUCUCCUGCGUCCCCUUUCGUUCUGCGGAGCCGGGCCCCGGCUAGGCUCCUGCCCCCGUCCUGGCUGGUGGCGAUCAGGCGAGAUUCGGGCCUGGCCAACGAGCGCGGGGGCCGUCGCCCCAAGCAGCAACCGGGGAGGCAGAAGCGGCUGCAUAGGGGCGAAAGAGAGCCUGGGGUGGGAGGCCCCAAGGACCGCGGGGGGGGUCUUAUUCAGAAUGAGGGGUCUAAGACCCCAGGACACCCUGAAUGGCUGCACUCCUGCACAAAAGAAGUCCCCCUCUGUGCAGGCUGCAACCAGCACAUCGCGGACCGCUUCAUCCUGAAGGUGCUAGACCGGCAUUGGCACAGCAAGUGCCUGAAAUGCAACGACUGCCAAGUCCAGCUGGCGGAGAAAUGCUUCAGCCGUGGGGAAAGCGUUUUCUGCAAGGAGGACUUCUUUAAGAGGUUUGGGACCAAAUGUGCAGCUUGCCAGCAAGGGAUUCCUCCCACCCAGGUGGUGCGGAGAGCCCAGGACUUUGUCUACCACCUCCACUGCUUCUCCUGCAUCGUCUGCAAGCGACAGCUGGCCACGGGGGAUGAGUUCUACCUCAUGGAAGACAGCAGGCUGGUCUGCAAAGCAGACUACGAGACAGCCAAGCAGAGAGAGGCCGAGUCCACAGCAAAGAGACCCCGCACGACAAUCACAGCCAAACAACUAGAAACCUUGAAAAACGCCUACAACAAUUCUCCCAAGCCAGCCCGUCACGUGAGGGAGCAGCUGUCUUCUGAGACAGGCCUGGAUAUGAGGGUUGUCCAGGUUUGGUUCCAGAAUCGAAGGGCGAAAGAAAAACGCCUGAAGAAAGAUGCUGGGAGACAACGGUGGGGGCAAUACUUCCGGAAUAUGAAGCGGUCAAGGGGGAGCUCCAAGUCAGACAAAGACAGCAUCCAGGAAGAAGGGCCGGAGAGCGAUGCUGAGGUCUCCUUCACAGAUGAACCUUCAAUAUCUGAGAUAAGCCACUCCAAUGGGAUUUACAACAACCUUGGCGAAAACUCUCCUGCUUUAGGGAGGCAGGCUGGGAGCAACAGCAACUUCUCCUUGGAGCACAGUAGCAUCUCAGCUCAGGACCAGUACCACGACCUCCGAUCCAACAGUCCCUAUGGGAUACCCCAGUCACCAGCCUCCUUGCAAGCUUUGCCUGGUCACCAGCCCUUAAUGUCCAGCUUGGUUUACCCUGACAGUGGCCUGGGUAUCAUGAGCCAAAGUGGACAGACUGUGCCUCAGCCCAUGAGGGUGCUAGCAGGGAAUGGACCCAGUUCAGACCUCUCCACAGGGAGCAGCGGAGGCUACCCGGACUUCCCGGCCAGCCCUGCCUCGUGGCUCGACGAAGUGGAUCACGCCCCGUUUUGAUACAGAAUUUACUGAGCUCAUCCUGGGAAGAGCCCUUUAAACUUUGGAGAUUAAAAAUAGAAGGACAAUGUUAUUCUAAUAGGGUCGGGUGGAAUUAGCCAUCAAAGACAACUGAAGAAUUCAUUGUGCAACAUCCUUCCCCCCCCCCUCGCCCCCAAGGACUAUCCUAUGAUCAGGUUAAUGGAGGAAACGGGCCAUGAGAUCUUUUCAACCUGAUGAAAGUCCCACUGUUCCAGCUUCUGUACAGAAUGUUGCUGAACGCCUAAUAGACCUUCUCCUUUCCAGGGUUGAUGACGUGUAUUUGUGUAGGGGGAAGCGGGUGUUAAUUUUGAUUUUAAUCUGUUUUUCAUACAUCUUUCAUCAGAAGGAUUGACCUCUGUGCUCCAAGCCCAUCAGAAGUUCUUAAAAGUGUCAAGAUUGUCAUCUAUGGGUGAAAAGAAAGGCAAAAGGAAAGAAAAGGCAGAUCCUUUCAAGAGGUGAUUAUAUUGAGGAAAAGCCUUUCUGAUAGCCAGGUAGGCAACCAGGACUCUUUCCCCCUUUUCUUAAAAGAAAGAAACAGAGUGAA